GCCGCCGCGUGAGUCAUUACCGGACUUGUGCUCUAUGCAACGUUGAAAUUAAGGGAAGCCACAAUUGGGAAGGUGGUUCGGCUAAGCAUCUGGCAAUGUAAAUAAACGAUAGAUUUCGAUGGAGAGGUAUUGGACCAGAGUGCUGGAGAUGCACACUGCUUUGGCUAGGCGACGCCUGUUCUUCACUUCACGAUGACCACCAGCAUAGAACAUAACUGAGUCCGGGUGUAUUUCUCUGAUAUUGCAAGAAAAGAAAAUUUGCAAUAGAUAGCAAAUAGCUCUUCAAAUAUGGGUAUCUUAGUCAUCUCUUUCAUCUCAAAACCUUCCAAUCAACGCCAACGCCCCAUUUCACUCCCUCAACGACUAUCUCCCAGACGGGGCCCUUAAUCCCCACCAUCUUUCCGACCUCAACGGCGCUUCCCUUCUGAAGACCCGUCCCUGCUCCUUCUCCAGCAAGUAUAACCUUUACCUCUCCCACCGUAUCCACCAUCUCUCCAACCUCUCCAUAGACAUCAACAUCAACGGUAUGAAUCUGCCGUCCUCUAACCAUCGUCAUGCCCUCCUUUGACCCCCCGCUAACCUCAUCAACCAUAAUCUUUACGAGCCACUCCUCGUCCCUUCUCUUCCCUCUCAUGUCUGGAAUUGCUCCUUCCAGAUUCAUAAGCCAGUCUCUAACUUCGGCAGCUAGGCCGCCGGGGAUAUAUUUCUGGCCUUUUCUGUGUGGAGAGAAUUGGUCGGGUAGAGGAUCGGAUUGGGCUUGCGCGGCUGAGGAGGGGUCUGGUGGACGAAAACGAGGAGGUUUGAGGAAUGGUGUGGGUAGUGGAUUUUGUGUGGAUAAAGAGUGAGAGUCGUGGUGUGUGGAUUGUGGUGCUGGAGUUGAGAGGAGGAAGCGUGGAGCUGUAGUGGAGAUUGGUCGGCGCGGAGCUGGUGGUGAAGAUAAAAUGGGAAGAGAAGAGGAGGUGUCCUCAGUAUUAUCGUUCUCGUCCAACAGCAUCUCUUCUUGAUCCUCAUAUUGUUCCUCCUCCCACGUCUGCGAAGACGUAGAAAAACGCCGACGUUUAGGGCUAGGUUCUUCGAGUUUAUAAUCAUCUUCUAGUUCCCCAGACUGGUACCCCUCAUAGUCUAUCUCCUGCUCCUCCGUCUCAAUGGAAUCGUGGACUUCUUGCAGUCCGUCAUCGGACGAGAGCUCAAUGGCAUCGUGAUUCUUCAACUUCCUGCUCGCAGGCGUCACAAACCGCGCCGUGGAUGGCGUGAAUCGCGGCGGAGGAAGGGUUUGUGACGCUGUAGGUCGAGGAGUAGAGGAGAAUGUAAAACGUGGUGUUGAAUUAAAUUGAGUGCUUGGACGCGGGGUGUGUUCUUGCGCCAGUGGGGUACUGCGAACCGGUGGACGUUCUUUCUUGAUCACGAAUCGAUGUGGUGAAGGCGUCUGGUAUGGAAUAGUCAGAGUAGAUCCAUGAUACGUUCAAGUGUGGACUUACCACCGGCGGAGGAGGAGGCAUGUUGGAAGCUUCAUGUUGCGAGGCUGACGAUGGUGGAGUGAGUUUGUUGACAGGGAUCGCAGAGCGGCGUUGCGUCUCUGCAAUCGCAUCGCUUUCUGUCACUCUCACGUUCGCUUCACUCAAAAUCAAUAAACAUCAAUGAGCACCAAAGGUCGAUGUAUCACUUAAUUAGCACCGCUUAAUACAUGGGAUAUGACGAGUCAGUGCUCGAUGAGCGUGCUGAAUCCACGAGAUGGUAUUUGCCAUGAUCGAGAGGUCUCAACGACACCCCACAAGCGGCAUGACGUCUUGCACGGUGGUGCAUGACGAUCCCCCUCCAAACAUUUUCUCAAGCUAGAGUGGGAAACCCCAAGUCGUGUUGAUUUUGCUGUCAUUUGCUUCCUCUCAGAUAUCCCUUUUGUGAUUUUGAUUUUCCUGGUUCAUUUGUUUAAUUAUUCCGUAUCUCCGAUAUUUCGUUGCGACUGUCAAGUUCCUCCUAGACUUCUAGAGAAUAUAUUGCGUUGUGCAUCACUUGGCCAGGAUGCCAAAUCCUCCUUCGACGAUGGGAGGAAACUCCCCGAUCUUCCCAAUAUUUACCAAGAAGCAUGAAGUUGUCAUCUUCUCCAGUACAGCAAUUGCCUUGUAUGGCUACGAUCAGGGCAUGAUGUCGCUGAUCAACACCAACCGCUCCUACCUGAAGACAAUGCAAAUAUCAGAAGAAUCUCCAAUAGUCGGUAUCAUAGUGUCAGUCUACUACCUAGGGUGCACAGUAGGUGCCAUAAUUGCUUCCUGGCUCGGCGAUAAAAAGGGUCGAAAGCCCUCCAUUUUCAUAUGUCUCGCAACUACCGCCUUGGGCAACAUUCUCAUGUUCAUCUCCGGUUUCUCACUCGAUGGAAGCUCUCCCUGGAAUGGUGGAGCAAUAGCCUGCAUGCUGGCCGGACGUGUAAUCAUGGGAUUGGGAGUUGGCGGAAUCGACGCUGUUAUUCCAGUCUACAGCAGCGAGCUCUCUUCAGAUGGAGCCAGAGGAAAAGCCCUGGCGCAGGAAUUUCAGAUGAAUAUUUUUGGAUUGUUGUUAGCGUAUGGAAUCAACAUGGCUGUGACCUAUGGGCUCGGCAAAGACAGUCAAUGGGCAUGGCGUGUCCCAAUCGUUGCGAUGCAGGUCUUCCCGAUCUUGCUGAUGUCGUUCAUUAGUCGACUGCCUGAAUCACCUCGCUGGUUCAUAUCUAAAGAGCGAACAGACGAUGCGAAGAAGGCUUUACAGAGUAUCUAUAGCAAGCAAGACGCUAAAUCCAAAUUCGAAGAGAUACAAGAAGCCAACGAGAACGAAAGCGACGAGAAGGUCGGAUAUAAAGACAUGCUGCUACCAGGCGGAUCUCAGUUUCAUCCCAGCAUGGUUACAGUCAUGGGUCAGGUCAACCAAGCUCUCACAGGUUAUGGAGCUGUGUCCGUCUACGGUCCUCAGAUCUUCGAACUCCUCGGCUUCAGCACAACAAAAGCCGAAAUCCUCACUCUCGGAAACUACGUCUCAUAUUUCUUCAUGAUGACCUUCGCGUGGCUAACAAUCGACGUCUACGGCCGGCGAAAGCUCAUGGUCUGGGGCUCAAUCGGCCUCUCGCUCUCCUUCAUCAUCCUCACCAUCUUUGGCGGUCUAGCAGAGACCUCACUCCCUGACCUUGCCGUCGAAAUCCCUGGCAGUAUAACACUCUUCGUUGCAACUGCCAUCUUCGGCAUUGGAUGGCUCGCCACCGUCUGGCUUAUCCCGACGGAAAUAUACCCUAGCACAGCACGCGCUCAAGGCUCUGCUAUCUCGGUGAUAGUUUGGGGAUUGGCGAAUUUUGCUAUCACGUUGUUGACGCCGAUUGGGUUCAAUAACCUGAAGUAUUGGCUAUUCUUGGUGUUUGCGGGGACGAAUGCAUUUGCUGGCUGGUGGACGUGGAGAUACACGCCUGAGAGUGGAGGGAGGAGCUUUGAGGAGAAUCAGGAGUUCUUUGAUAGUGCGAGGGAAGAGGGAAGCUGGGUUGUGGGGAAGGUUGAUGGAGGGAAAUUUAGAGGGAUGGAGGGGACGAAGGAAGGUGGUGGUGAAGACGGGGAGAGAGCGCCGCUAUUGAGAGGUGGUAGAUAGGGGAGUGAGUUAGUAGAGGUAUGAAGUUAAGAACUAAUCAUGGGCUCGCUUAAGAUAGAGAUAUAUCAACGAUCAUCUCUCAUAAGAUGGGUUGUACUCACAUAAUAUCCCUUGAUUAUUGCGGGCACGGAAACUUCAUCAAUGAUUGAAAAGAG
Cadophora gregata is the source of this 3755-nucleotide messenger RNA. RefSeq lists its product as uncharacterized. Gene Ontology annotation, cellular component: membrane. The record is from RefSeq and is a predicted model, not a curated record. The transcript is spliced from 2 exons. Gene Ontology annotation, molecular function: carbohydrate:proton symporter activity. NCBI's taxonomy places the organism in Eukaryota, Fungi, Ascomycota, Leotiomycetes, Helotiales, Ploettnerulaceae. The coding region runs from base 2020 to 3600 and encodes 526 amino acids. Gene Ontology annotation, biological process: transmembrane transport; carbohydrate transport.